UUAAACCUGGAUUUCCCGUUUCAAAUCUUUUAAUGCUUUAAUAUCGCAAAAUCGUAAAGCAUGUAUGUAUGAAAGUUUUUUGGAGGCAAAAGUUUAAAAAUUGAUGAUGUAAGAUGGGACAUUCGAAACAUUAGCAACUGUAAAAUAGGUUGCAGUGUCCGAAACUUGGACAUGAUUCACAUGAAGAUACGAUGUAAAUAUGAUGUAUAUAUUUGCAGUGUGCAUAUUUUGGACAGUUUUUUAGAGCAAUAACGGAGAUGACUAAAGCUUGAAAGGGCUUCUGUUGUUAAUGGAGAGUAUUUUGCAGUCAUUUUAACAAUGGCCACAGUCGAAGGCAAUGAAUUUAUGCUAGAUCGUCGUAGGUAUAGUAUUUCGGAGACAAAUGAGCAAUCUAGCGAUUCGUAUCAUCUUAUACCGUAUGGGUUUCAACCAAAAGCGUGCUAUAAACCGAAAGCAAAGAGAAAGGAAAUCACAGGAGUUACCUAUAAUUCAAGGAGUCGUCAAUUUAUAAUUCUUGAUUCAAAAGGAAUCACUGCUUGGUCACAUAACAGUGUAAUAAAUGCAGUUUCACGUUUAUUAGAUUAUCCUUCAUAUCAAUUCAAUUUGAUCCAACUUCUUCUACAUUCUAAGAAAUUUAAUGUGUACUUUGGCCUUUCAAAAGAUUAUGCACUGAAGGUGUUUAACCUAAACUUCCAUGAAGUGUUUUCUGUGAUUUCUGACAUGAACUCUGUGUUAUGCAUGGUGUUCAACUCUGUUACUGAUGAGCUUAUUACUGGUGGAACGGGUGGUAUUAAGUUUUGGACGUUUGGAGAAAUACAAUCUGAGGACCGUUCUAUGGCAAGAGAUUCAAGACCAAUGGCUAAUUAUGGACUCAUUUUGAGGCGUGAACAUCCUGCUGUUAAUGGUACCAUGGUAAAAGAUAUUAUCUUAGAUGAGAAGAAUCAGCGAUUGUACUGUUUAUCUGAAAGAAAUGUUGUUGCUUAUGAGCUCAAGGGAAACUUCUUGUUUGAACUGAAAAGUGCUCAUGACGGACAAGUGACAGGUUGUGUGUACUCCAAGUUUUCAAACUUUGUUGUUACUGCUGGAACUGACUGUGCAGUCAAUGUCUGGAGUUCAAAUGGUGGAUGCCUUCACUCAUUUCGUUCUCAUUCAAAGAUGGUCACAAAUCUUUUGCUACAUCCUGAAGCGCCAUCUUUGGUUAUCACGUCUUCGCAAGAUGGGACUGUCAAAGUAUUCUCGUUGGAUAUUAUGGAAGAAAUAUACAGUCAGGUUGUGUUUCCAGAAGGCAUUGAAUGGAUGAACUUCAUAUCGCAAGAUAUCCUCUACUGCUCUACAGGCAAAGCUUUGCAAGUCUUUUCUAUUAAUCAUGUGACAAAUUUCUGGACUACAGUGCGAUGUCCAGUGAGUUCAUUAUCGCUGACUAAUGCUUCACAAGGCAAUGGAGAAAAGGUCCUCGUUAUCGCCGACGAUUACAGCGCAAGAAUUCUGUCCAAAGGCGGUCGUCUUCUCUCGACUGUUCUUCCUCCGCCUCCUGUACCUGCAAGUCAGCAGUCUCAGCAUUGUUCUGGACAUGCGUUCUGUCCUAUUUACAAUCUGAUGUACCUUUUGGUGAACCAAGAGGAGAUCUGGGUCUACUAUACCAAGUCCAAUCCAGCCAAUCGAGUUGAAGUUUGGAAACUCUCAGACGUUCAAGACAUUUCAAAUAGCCGAGUGAACAGCAGUCGUAACGAUAAUAAUAAAUCUUGGACACCAGUAUCUUCGAGGGCACCAAGUUCUCCAUUCGUUCCACCAGGGAAGGUCGUUGAUGGUGUCGCAUGCCUUUCACUGGGAUUUUUACAUUCAACUGUAAAUUUGAAAAACAAGUCAGGAGAAACCUAUCCUGAUCUCACGUACUACCUCGUCGCGGGCUUACAGGAUGGUCGGUUAUUAUUUACAAGUCCUUUCUCGGCUGUGAUUUUGUAUUUCCAAUUCCAGGCAACCAAAGGAGCUGUUUUAUCAAUCCAUCAUGACGUCACCACUAAUGUGCUGCUUCUCAAGACUGUGGCAUUAGAUAAAUACACAAUUCAAAUCAGAAGUCUGCCUGAUCUCAAUAUGAAGCAUAGUAUCGAGGCUGGAAACGAUCUAACUUGUUAUGUGCGAAUGGCUGAUAUACUUUUGUCAGGUCACAAAACUGGUCGUCUUAAUUUAUAUCGCUUGGACUCUGAACAAGGGACAUUGGACGUGGAAACGAAGACAGUUGAUUGUCAGAAAGUAUCAAAAGAUCAUCUCGAUUCUGUCUUUACUGUGGAUGCUAACGAUAACUUGCAGCUUUUCUGUAGUUCCAGCAAGGAUGGUUGUAUAAAAAUAUGGAAUAAUAACAAAGUUCUACUUCGUGAAAUCAUCAUGGAUAAAACGUUAACUUCAGUCUGUUUUUUGAACUUAUCCGGAGAUCUUCUCGCAGGUUUCAAAAAUCACGUUUUCUUCAUCAGUCGAGAAAAAGCACACUUGACGUCAUACAACAGCACAAAUUCAAGACGAACGAGUGAAAUAUAUGAAACAGGUUCAGAUAUUUACGAAGAUCCACGAGUCCGGUUUGAAUAUAAAAAAGUCAUUCCUCCGGAUCCUAUUCAUAUGGAAACGUAUUUGGUACCGUUUGCGAACAUGAAUCUUAAUCUUGCACGCUUCUUAUCUGGUCAAGUUCAGCCAAAUGCGUUGGAGGAUGAUAUUGAGAGUGAAAUUAAGGGGACUGAAAGUGAGCUCUCAGAUUCCUUCUCAGUUGCCCCAACCGAGAUCUACAUGUCACAAAGUGGAACUCCGCGCUCAAGGUCAAGGUCAUCAUCUAUAGUCAGUUCUUGGAAUUUACCAAAUAUAGGCUCCUCACCAGUUUCCUCUCCACCUCGGACUCCCCCGCCAUUUAUGAGCCCAGUUUUUGAACUGGAAGUGGAAGAUGAGGCAAUCGAGUCAGAUGGUGAAGGAUCAGAGAGUGAGCGAGUAAAAUAUUUCAUCAGAAGCAACGAGUCAGAAAAAACACAGACGGAAAAGAAAUCUUUUAAAGCAAUCCCUGUUUUCACUCGAAAAAAACGACCUGGGCUAUCAGAGCGGAAGAUUGAUUCACGAGCGUUGCAGUCGAGGCAAAACGUCACGAAUAAUAGCGACAAUGUCCGAACUAAACGCGAGAAUGCAACGACCGGAGAGAUAACGGAUCAAAAGACGGCCAAUUCAACUACUUCCCCCCGUCCUACACGUACUGUCGUAAAGAAGGUAAAGAAGAAAACUGAAAAAUCUCAAAGAAAACUAAUGAACUCUCAGCAAACGUUUUCUGAAGACAACAUGACUGAAAAAGUCGACCAAGAAGAAAACAGUCUUGAAGCGAAUAAUAAUAGUGAGGAAUGUGAGGUAGGAAUGGGUGAAGAGAAGAUGGUGAAACAGGACAUGAAUUCGGCGAUGAAUGUUCAUGAAAAGGUUGACAUUGACCGCACUAAAGACGAAACUCAAUCUUUACAUACGCAGAAAGGUGAAAGCAUUUCUGACCAGAAAAAUAUUUUGUCAAAAAGCCCGGCGAAUGAUUUGAUGAUUAACGACGGGAAAUUGCAUGAAAAUGUUCUCGAGGAGACUUUGGGUGGAGAAAUGAUAGAAGAUAAGUUUGAACAAGACGAGAGUUUUGAUAUACCCAGUCCAAAGAAAACCAGGAGUGAUGUCCAUGUUAAUGAUAUUGAUUAUGUUCAUGAUCAUGAUGAUAUUGAUAAUAACAAUAUUGAUGAUGAUGAGGAUAAUGAAAAUGAUAAUAAAAGUGAUGAAGAGAGAAUGGUAUUCCAAGCUACCGGGCUUUCGUCACCCAGGGUUCCAUCUAGGGAAAGUUCAUUAAGCAAUACCAUGAGCAACCUUGAGCAUCAAGAAACAUGUGACCAACUUGGGUUACCUAGCAACGACACUGACUUCAACGAAAAUAUGGAACGCUUAAAUUUACCUAAAGAAGACUCGUGGUUCUUGAGAGAACAUCCAACUAAAAACACAGAUUUAAGUGAUGACGAGGAUAAUACUGAAGAAACAAGAAACGAAAAUCUUGAUGAAGUGACAUCAAGGAAUGUUUCAUUUAUUCUUAGUAAAGCUAAUGGCAAAGAGGAAACAUCCCAGGAAAUUAUAUCUUCGAGAUCGUUGCGUCGACGAAAAAUAUCCGGUCGGCGUUCCGUCUCCCCAGUAAGUUCUACGAAGGUUGUCCCCAUACUAAACUCUUCAUCGAACGAGGACACACGUGGAGAGCGGCUUCACCCAAAUUCUGCCCUUAAAAUUUACGCUUUGGCUAAAACACGCCGGCGAACAAUCAGCGGCCGAUCCCUAGUUUCCAAGCCUAACAUGAAACAACAUAUUUUGAUGAAGCAUAACACAAGUCAAGCGUCCAUUAUGGAUAAUGGUGGGAUAUCGAGGACGUUUGUCGAUAUACUAGGCUAUAAUAAGACACCGAAGACUGUUGUGGAUACACAUGUUAAUGAGGUGAUAACAGAGACUGUGAAGAAUAAAGACACGAAAAAAGAGAAAAAAGAUUUGGUCAACUGGUGUAUGCGGGCGCUAAGUGAGAAAGCCAAAUAUCCGAUAUUUUCUCCCAAGCCUAGAUUAAGAUCUCGAAGAUCAUUAUUGAAAGAUGAAGGUAAAUUAUCCAGUGCUGUUCCACCGACAAUGAUGCUUCAGCAUCCAAAUACCCAGCAAAGCGGAGUCGAGGACGACAUUCUUCGAGCCACAGAAAGGAGGAAAAAUAAACCCAAAAGGCAGAAUAUUUUUAAAGCUGACGAUAAUGUCGAGGAAAAGCGUCAGAGUUCCUUCGUUGAGAGAAAGCUACUUCACAGGGGAAUGUCAGAACAUGCUAAUGGAAAUGUAUUGGAUUAUAGCGAUGGUUGGCAGGAAAGAAUCUUGGAGAAAGCCAAAGAAGUAAAAGCAAAGCAUUUGGAACGAAAGCGAAAAGUUUUGGAGAAACGAGUUUUCGAUGAGAAAACAUUGGAGGAGAAGCGGUGUGUAUUGCAGAUGUAUGGAUCAACAGGAACUGACAGGGGUAAAAGCGAUAAACCCGAGGGGAUAAAUAAGGAUAUCAACGCAUCUUUGUUUCAACCAAACAGUUGUAUCAGUAAGGGGCUUUAUAUGGAAAGACUUGAAUCUCCGAGGAUCAGUAUAAAUAGGCUUCGAAGGAUUGAGGGGGACACUACGUAUGGAUCACCGAGGAUCACCAUAGAUAAGGAUAGUUCCAGCCAUGAGAGUAAGGAGCUAUGUCUGGAGAUCAAGGAAAGGCAUAAAUUUCGUGGAACUAAGAAGGAUCAAGCAGAGUUAUCAGAAAGGGUUCAUUCAGAUGACCCCGGAUACGAAGAAAUUCAAUCUGAUGGAAAAGAUUUAAAACACGUAAGGUCGAGCUAUGAACAUUUUAAAAGCAAUCCUGUUAUUAUUCAACCCUAUCGUUUAGAAAAAUAUAAUUCUCAAAAGGAUGAGUUAUUGCUUCACGAACUUAACCUGGAUUUUGAAUCUGCGAAAUUACCCGACCAUCUGCUAGAACUCAUUCCCAGACCCAAAUCUGCGCCAUCGAUUCCUAGCAAGUGUAGAAAGUACGUACUUGUUUCCAACGAUUCCGAGAAAACGCAGGACAAGCCAGAACCGACCGCGCUGGAAGAAACUUUGUUAUUGCAACGAUUUCCUAAGUCUAAUUUAGACAAGCUAAGAGGCUCUUCUCCGCUGGUCCAUGAGGUACGACGAUCGCACACGCUUCAGAGAAUGCAGAAAAUAAAUAUGUCUAGCUUGUAA
Molecule: messenger RNA, 5760 nt
Organism: Dendronephthya gigantea
Lineage: Eukaryota; Metazoa; Cnidaria; Anthozoa; Malacalcyonacea; Nephtheidae
Exons: 28
Coding region: 319-5760 (1813 amino acids)
Molecular function (GO): protein binding
Source: RefSeq, a predicted model, not a curated record